Lepisosteus oculatus (spotted gar) is the source of this 942-nucleotide messenger RNA. Its product is annotated as free fatty acid receptor 2. Gene Ontology annotation, biological process: response to fatty acid; positive regulation of insulin secretion; positive regulation of cytosolic calcium ion concentration. Gene Ontology annotation, cellular component: plasma membrane. NCBI's taxonomy places the organism in Eukaryota, Metazoa, Chordata, Actinopteri, Semionotiformes, Lepisosteidae. Gene Ontology annotation, molecular function: bioactive lipid receptor activity. The record is from RefSeq and is a predicted model, not a curated record.
AUGGCUCCAGGUCAACUUGAACAUAAAGAUUAUCUCUUUCUUACUGUCUACUCUCUCACACUACUGCUGGGCCUGCCUUCCAAUAUCCUAGUGCUAGCUGCCUUUGUCAACAAAGCAAGGACCGAAGGCACCACUCCCAAUGUCGUUUAUGUCAUAAAUCUUUGCUUGGCUAACUUAGUCUUUGUAUUAUGGCUGCCCAUUAAAAUAGUGGAGACGUUAAAGAGUUGGACCCUUCCUGCUCUUUUGUGUCCAAUUUAUAACUUCUUCCACUUCAGCACAAUCUAUGCCAGCACACUCUUCCUGACAUCGAUAAGUGUGGGCCGCUAUCUCAGCAUCGCCUUCCCCAUCAGUUACAAGCUAUAUAAGAAAGCCAAGAAUUCCUGUUUCGUGUGUGUGUUUUUCUGGGCAAUAGUCAUCACCCAUGUGGCUUUGGUAUUAACCGUACAGGAAAAUGAUGAAGACCUUUUUAUCUCUUCCUCCGCGGACAAUACCUCGACUUGCUACAACAACUUCACGAAAGAGCAGCUGGAUUUCCUGGCUCCGCUGCGUCUGGAGAUGGCUGUGGUCCUGUUCUUCAUUCCCCUGUUAGUGACGUCCUUCUGCUACUUCAGGUGCAUCGCGCUGGUAGUGAGGUCCUGCCUGCACACCAGGAGGAAGCGCAGGGUGAUAAGAGUGGCUGUGUCCACACUGAUCGUUUUCGUGGUUUGUUUCGCGCCGUACAACUUCUCCCAUGUGGUGGGGUUCAUCCGGCAUGAGAACGUCGAGUGGAGGGGAGAGGCGCUUCUCACCAGCACUUGCAAUGUCUUCCUGGAGCCCAUCAUCAUGUUCUUCCUGUCCUCCUCUACCGAGCACCGCUUAAACCACUGCUGUCAGCUCCCGAGGGAGACGUUCUCGGAGACCAAUUGCAAAGCUCCCCCAUCACACAACAAGAGGCAAGAAUGA